ACGUCAUUGGGCUUAAGCCCAAUUCUUAUUAUUCAAAAAAGCAAAAAAGAAAACAAACAUCAACUUUGGUUUUAACUUUUAAGCCACUAUCAUCUUUGUUCUCGCCGCUCUCUCUCUCUUACUGCCACUGACUCUUGCAACCCAGCCAUCAAGACAAAGACUCUUCCAGCCCGAUAACAACGGCUUGACUUCGACGGUAGCUGCCAUCAACGUUUUCUCUAACCUGCCCUCUCGUUGUGCCUCUUUUUCCGUUCAGCGGACCUGAAAGAGAGAGAGAAGGUGGUGAGAAGGAGAGAAAUGGAUAAGAAGGCAGAGAUAAAAAUACAACAACAGAAGAAGCAAGUUCAUCUCUUUUAUUGUGUGGAGUGUGAAGACCUUGCCCGUAAAGUAGCUGCUCACUCUGAACUCAUCACCCUUCGGUCCAUAAACUGGAGGAACUUUGAUGAUGGAUUUCCAAACCUUUAUAUAAACGAUGCACAUGACAUCCGAGGUCAACAUGUUGCCUUUCUUGCGGCUUUUAGUUCCCCAGGAGUCAUCUUUGAACAACUUUCUGUCAUAUAUGCUCUCCCGCGUCUGUUUGUUGCUUCCUUCACUUUAGUUUUGCCAUUCUUUCCGACUGGCUCCUUCGAGCGGAUGGAAGAAGAGGGGGAUGUUGCAACUGCAUUUACCAUGGCAAGGAUAUUGUCUAAUAUUCCCAUAUCAAGAGGUGGCCCCACUAGUCUAGUUAUCUAUGACAUACAUGCCUUACAGGAAAGGUUUUAUUUCGGGGACCAUGUUUUGCCUUUGUUUGAGACUGGGAUUCCUUUGCUAAAGCAACGUCUUCACCAGCUUCCUGACUCUGAUAAGAUUGUUGUUGCAUUUCCAGAUGAUGGAGCUUGGAAACGAUUCCACAAGUUGUUGGAUCACUUUCCCAUGGUGGUGUGCACAAAGGUGCGUGAAGGUGACAAGAGGAUAGUUCGGCUCAAGGAGGGAAAUCCUGCUGGUUGUCAUGUGGUCAUUGUUGAUGAUUUGGUGCAAUCUGGAGGAACCCUUAUUGAGUGCCAGAAAGUAUUGGCAGCUCAUGGUGCCGCAAAAGUUAGUGCAUAUGUCACCCAUGGUGUGUUUCCUAAUCGCUCAUGGGAACGUUUUACUCAAAAAAGUGACGGAUCAGGCAGUGCAUUUGCCUACUUUUGGAUCACAGAUUCAUGCCCUCUGACUGUCAAAUCCAUCGCAAACAAACCUCCAUUUGAAGUUCUGAGCCUUGCAGGAUCCAUUGCAGAUGCACUGCAAAUAUGAGCAAGAGCAACUUAUAUGCAACUUUAUGGUGAGAUACUGAUGCUUGCCCGUGAUAUAUAAAUAUAAUAACCAUAAAAGACUUGUUGAUUUUCUGGAAAACACCAGCCAUUUACCGAUGCCAUUGAAAUUGUUAUGGCAUUUGACAAUCCUUUAGUGCUUGUCUAUAAUUGAUAAUUUUGUGUACUUUAAUCAAAAUGACUGGAAUAAACAUUGUGACAAAUCAUGUGAGGUCCCUUAGUAUUCCCGAUUGUUAUUCUGAGCUUCUCUUUUCCCUUGUUUA
This is a messenger RNA of Jatropha curcas, 1555 nucleotides long. Its product is annotated as Phosphoribosyltransferase family protein. Gene Ontology annotation, biological process: 5-phosphoribose 1-diphosphate biosynthetic process; purine nucleotide biosynthetic process. The record is from RefSeq and is a predicted model, not a curated record. Gene Ontology annotation, cellular component: cytoplasm; ribose phosphate diphosphokinase complex. NCBI's taxonomy places the organism in Eukaryota, Viridiplantae, Streptophyta, Magnoliopsida, Malpighiales, Euphorbiaceae. Gene Ontology annotation, molecular function: magnesium ion binding.